AUGAAAAUAAUAUAUAUUGUAUUACAAUUACUAAUAAUAAUAGGCUAUAUAAAUAUAGCUAAAUCACAAAUUAUUCAUGGUGCCUCUUUAGCAACGGGUAUAGUUUCACUUACAGGAUUAACAAGACCAUUUAACGAAACAAAUAUAAUUGCAAGUAAAAAUAUACGUGUAUACCAAAGGUAUGAUUGGAGUAUACUUAAGGUAUAUUUACGUUCAAAUGAAAGUCUUUUUACAGGAGAAAUUAAUAUUCAUCCAAGAGUUGGCGAUAUUAUAACAGGGGGUGGUAAUGGUAUUAGUCGUUGGCCCGGAUGGCAAAUAUGGGUAGAAUUACCUGUAAAAAAGAAUAUUACAACAUUUGUAUCUGAAAUUUUAGAUUCUCCAUGUGUAGUUAAUGGAACAAGAUUAAACAAUACCGAAUGCUCUACCCCAGUUAAUGGAACAGCUCCAGUUACUUUUAAAGAGACUGUUAUAACUAAUAAAACAGAAACAGUACCUUUAACAUUACCACCAAAGAACAUCAUUGAUGUCAACAAAAAUACAUUUGUAAAUUAUUUCGCUAUUGUAAUUCAGCUUGAUAGGGGUAAUAUCAUUGAUGCUAUAUGGGACGGUGAUAGAUUACCUCAAAUUUGUAAAUCCUGUGACUCUUGUAUCGACAAUCAAUGUGCAGUAAAUUAUGGAGAUAUGGCAUGUGAUGCUGUAUUUGCUAAUAAUGGAACCAAUAAUGGUUGCCAAGUCAAACUAAUGGUUGCAUUUGCUGGUAGGGAUUUAAAUAAUAGACCAUGUCAAUCUGUAAACAAGUUACCUUCUAAUUUCCAAAAAUACUCUGCAACAUCUAUUAAAAAAAUUGGUACAGGUUUGCUAUCUGACUUCUUUUACAAAAUCAAUGAAAACAACAACAAUCCAAACAGAGCUUAA
Messenger RNA from Dictyostelium purpureum, 915 nucleotides. RefSeq lists its product as uncharacterized. The transcript is spliced from 3 exons. The record is from RefSeq and is a predicted model, not a curated record. NCBI's taxonomy places the organism in Eukaryota, Evosea, Eumycetozoa, Dictyosteliales, Dictyosteliaceae. The coding region runs from base 1 to 915 and encodes 304 amino acids.